Molecule: messenger RNA, 1005 nt
Organism: Radiomyces spectabilis
Lineage: Eukaryota; Fungi; Mucoromycota; Mucoromycetes; Mucorales; Radiomycetaceae
Exons: 1
Coding region: 1-1005 (334 amino acids)
Source: RefSeq, a predicted model, not a curated record
AUGAAGAUGACGAUGAAAGCGAACAAGUGGAAGCUGUCGUUAGAAGAUAAUCUGCUUUUGGCGCUAUCAGCCACAUCAGUGCUACUCCUUGACGGGUGCAAAUACCCAGAUGAGGUGAAACCGUUCUUUGCUUACGAACAAUGGCGCAUGACGGACGAGCAUAUCCAGCAAGUAUACGGCAUUAAACGUCAACCCAUUCCUCUCAGGACAACCACGGAACUCAGUAGCACCCUUGAUCAGUUACUCAAUAAGGUGAUUAGCCGGGAUGAGGCUGAGAUCAUCUUGAAAUCUAUGCCAUUAUCAACCAUGGAGAAGAAGAUCGCCAAAACGAUCGCCAACCUAGUGUCGAAGUUACCCCUUGUUGCCAUUGAAGAAAAUGUAAACGAGAUGGAGCUUUGUUCCCGCUUUAUUGAUCCAUUCUUGGCCGGUCUGUUUGAUGAUCCGGAUAAUGAUAUCUACUUGCGGUGGCUAGAUGAAAUUACCUUGGAAGCCAAAGCAAAAGAUUCUUCAAGCACACGUCCGGAUAUGAGUGUCACCAAAUCUUGCGGUGUCAGAUGGGCAACUACUUUGGCCUAUGGUGAAGCUAAACCUGCGAUACAAGGUGAUGAUCACUAUGUUGUUUGCAGAGACUUGAUCAAGGUAGCCCGUUUUUGCAAGGAUGCUCUCGACAGCCAGCAAUUUGAUGGGAUUCUCGCUGUACAAAUCAUUGGACGAUCUGUUGUGUUUUAUCUUCUGACGUUACCUGCGACAAGCCUCUAUACGAUGAUUCCACUGGCAACAAUCAAAGUCCCAAACAGCCUCAACGAGUUACCUGGUUUGAUAUAUAAAGUACCCGAUAUUCUCAAGGUUUUGGACUGCUUUGACCGGGUCUGUGUUCGAGCGGCACAACCGGAGACCGUCAAGAAGCGCUUUGCUCCAACAUUGUCCAUGGCGAAGAUCGAACAACUUUUUUCUCUUUCUAAAAGCCGUAAGAGGUUAUGUAACAUCCAACUUCACCACAAUUGA